UUGUUAAUUAAAAAUAUGAGUAAAUAUAUUUAAGUCAUAUUAAUAUUAGGAAUAUUCCUUAGCACUUGCUCUAGUUAAACAGUAGUUGUUACAGAUUUUACAAUCUCUUCUGGCAACAGCGUACCAUACAUAAAAACCUUUUAAAAUUAAUGGAAUAAUGAAUUGGAAUUUGCUGUCUAUGGCUGGAUUAGAGUAGCUGCUUGGGUUAACAACGAAAUCUAAGUCUUCCGUUUAUCUGCUAAUCAAGAUAUUAAUUCUAAUACCCUUGGAGAUAGAGUCUUGAAGUCUUUUGUUUAAGACAACAAAGUUAUGUUUGAAACAUAUGAUUCUUAGAAUUGGGAUCCUAAAGUUCAACAUGGAUAUCUCAACUAAGGCGAUAACUUCGGAUAAUGGUUCUUUAUCUACUAAGGAUACAAUCCAAAAACUUAUAAGACAUACGGAUGGGUUCAAAACGCUGCUGGUUAAGGACAAGGAGGAUAUUGCAACAACUAUGCAAGACAUACUCCUUCUAACUUUUAUUAAGUCAUUGUUGGUCCUAAUUAAGGAGUUACUGGUGGCGACAGAGUUGAUGUCAAGAUUCUUUGGAUUUAAGCUGGUAGUGGUGCUUACAGAGAAAGUAACUUUGAUUUGAGAGAUUCUAAUCCUACCGUUGCUCCUGUUACUCCCACAACUCCUACCACUCCUGUUACUCCCACUACUCCCACUACUCCUACCACUCCUACAACUCCCACUACUCCUACAACCCCAACAAAGCCAAGUUAACCCACUACUCCUUCUAUUCCAGAUGUUAAAUGCCCAACUGUUUAUUCAGAGUGUAACUUUAAAGGACAAUCAGUAAGUUUAUGCAACGGUAUACCUGCUUUGAAGAUUCCUUAGAUAAGAAGUGUUGUUAUUCCUGCUGGUUACAACAAAAUUACUCUUCAUAACCUUAAAAACUAUUAAGGUAAAUCUGUUGUUUUUGACAAAACAGAUGCUUGUAUUGAUGAUUCAAAAGUUUAAUUUAGCAUGUACGAAAAGAAAAAUAGCUUAAAAUAAAACAUGCAAAAAUCAAGAAAUAUGAAAAAUAAACUUCAUUUCUGA
This is a messenger RNA of Tetrahymena thermophila SB210, 1080 nucleotides long. RefSeq names its product carboxy-terminal crystallin fold protein 7p. The transcript has a single exon. The record is from RefSeq and is a predicted model, not a curated record. NCBI's taxonomy places the organism in Eukaryota, Ciliophora, Oligohymenophorea, Hymenostomatida, Tetrahymenidae.